Molecule: messenger RNA, 1113 nt
Organism: Talaromyces proteolyticus
Lineage: Eukaryota; Fungi; Ascomycota; Eurotiomycetes; Eurotiales; Trichocomaceae
Product: chaperonin 10-like protein
Exons: 1
Coding region: 1-1113 (370 amino acids)
Molecular function (GO): oxidoreductase activity, acting on NAD(P)H
Source: RefSeq, a predicted model, not a curated record
AUGGCUACCCACUUCGCCGCUGUUUCUCCUGCCAAAGGUCAACCCUUCAAGAUCCAAACACGCCCCACCCCAAAACCAGGCCCCGGCGAGCUCCUCAUCGCCGUCAAGUCUAUCGCCCUUAACCCGGCAGAUGGAUACAUGCGUAACCAAGGCCUCUUCAUACACACCUACCCCGCGGUCAUCGGCUUCGACAUCUCGGGGUUAGUACUCGAGGUAGGCGACAACACCCCUAACGGUACUACGGAUGAUGAUUCGGGCCUCUCCUUCCAACCAGGCAUCACCCGCGUAGCCGCCUACGCGGCCUUCUUCUGGAAAUCCUGCGACCCGGAUUACGGCGCCUUCCAGGAGCGGUGUAUCGUCCCCUGGCAGCACGCCGUGCCCAUUCAGGACAAUAACAUGUCCUGGAACCACGCGGCAACCUUACCGGUGGCCGUCGAGGUACCCCUCAGCGCGUGGGAUAACUUGGGGAUUCCUCGGUUAGGAGGAGCGCAAAAAAUAAAUAAAAGACCAGAAGAAGCACUCCUAAUCUGGGGCGCCUCUUCCAGCGUCGGUAGUAUGGGCGUGCAGAGCGCUCGGCUGCUGCGAGAGGAUCGAAACUCUUCUUUCGCCGCCGUGUACGCCACAGCCGGGUUAGCCAAUAAAAAGUAUGUGGACUCGCUCGGCGCGGACCGCGUCUUCGACUACAAAAAUCCCCAAGUGGUGGAUGCGAUAGUUUCAGCGGCCAGAGAGGACGGGCUGGUGAUUCGGCACUGCUUUCUUGCCGCGGGGCAGCUGGCGCCGUGUCAGGCUGUGCUGGGGGCCUUCCUUGGGGAUGAUAAAAGGGGGAAGAAGAAGGCGAAAAUUGCAUCAGCGCCGAUAAUACCCCCGGAUGCAGAUGUGGUGGACGGGGUCCAGACCAUCUUUGUGCAGCCGUCAACAGAGGAAGGGGAGAGGUUAGAGCAGUUCCGGUAUUGGAUGGGGACGUGGCUGAGGGAGAAUCUGGCUAAGGGGGUUAUCAGGCCGAGUCCGGAGCCGAGGGUUGUUGGGAAGGGGUUGGACGCUAUUAAUGCUGGGUUAGAUAUGCUGCUCCGGGGGGUGAGUUGUACGAAGUUGGUGGUUGAGGUUGAGGAGUGA